Messenger RNA from Mandrillus leucophaeus (drill), 2114 nucleotides. Its product is annotated as solute carrier family 2, facilitated glucose transporter member 3-like. Gene Ontology annotation, biological process: monosaccharide transmembrane transport. Gene Ontology annotation, molecular function: hexose transmembrane transporter activity. The transcript is spliced from 3 exons. The record is from RefSeq and is a predicted model, not a curated record. Gene Ontology annotation, cellular component: membrane. Lineage: Eukaryota; Metazoa; Chordata; Mammalia; Primates; Cercopithecidae. The coding region runs from base 34 to 519 and encodes 161 amino acids.
CUGGUGGAAAGGGCAGGAAGAAGGACUCUGCAUAUGAUAGGCCUUGGAGGGAUGGCUGUUUGUUCCAUGCUCAUGACUGUUUCUUUGUUAUUAAAGGAUACCUAUAAUGGGAUGAGCUUUGUCUGUAUUGGGGCUAUCUUGGUCUUUGUGGCCUUUUUUGAAAUUGGACCAGGCCCCAUUCCCUGGUUUAUUGUGGCCGAACUCUUCAGCCAGGGCCCCCGCCCAGCUGCGAUGGCAGUGGCCGGCUGCUCCAACUGGACCUCCAACUUCCUAGUCGGAUUGCUCUUCCCCUCUGCUGCUCACUAUUUAGGAGCCUACGUUUUUAUUAUCUUCACUGGCUUCCUCAUUACCUUCUUGAUCUUUACCUUCUUCAAAGUCCCUGAGACCCGUGGCAGGACUUUUGAGGAUAUCACACGGGCCUUUGAAGGGCAGGCGCAAGGUGCAAAUAGAUCUGGGAAGGACGCCGUCAUGGAGAUGAACAGCAUCCAGCCUCCUAAGGAGACCACCAGCAAUGUCUAAGUCAUGCCCCCUUCCACCUCCCUCCCAGCAUGGGAAAGCCAUCUCUCCCUGAACAAGGGAGAGACCUCAUCAGGAUGAACCCAGGAUUGCUUCUGAAUGCUGCCACUUGGUUCCUUUCUCGUCCCACGCACUCCAUGAGCACCCCAAGGCUGUUUGUUGGACUUCCAAUGGCUUUUUAAAGAUUUUAUUUUCUGGACAUUCUCUUCUGCUUAGGAGAGACCGAGUGAACCUACCUUCAUUUCAGGAGGGAUUGGCCACUUGGCAUAUGACAACUUUGCCAGCUUUUCCUCCCUUGGGUUCUAAUAUUGCCGCAUUAGGGGAUACAGGAGAAGAAAAGUAAGGUGCAGUUCCCCCAACCUCAGACUAACCAGGAAGCAGAUGCACAUAUGAGUGUGGAAGGCAGAGGGGGUUUAUGUAAGAGCACUUUCCUCACUUCGAUACAGCUCUACACGGCAAAUUAACUUGAGUCUUAUUUAUUUCAUCCUCUGGUUUAAUUACAUAAAUAUUUAUUUUUUAAGUGUAAUUUUGCCAGAUAAUAAAAACAGAAGGAAAUUAAGAUUAGAGGGAGGUGUUUAAAGAGAGGUUAUAGAGUAAAAGAUUUGAUGCUGGAGAGGUUCAGGUGCAAUAAGUAGAAUUUAGGGAGAAAUGUGGUUCAUUAUUGGAGGGUAAAUGAUGUGGUGCCUGAGGUCUGCAUGUUACCGCUACCAGUUUCUGUCUUUCAGAUGGAAACUCUUUAAUUUCUCAGAAAAGUUGUAUGCCUAUUUAAUAAAGCCACUGAUUUCCUUUGGAAAUUUAAGGUAAUAGUUUACAUGUAGUAGUACUUGAAGUCUAGGAUUAUUAACUAAUAUGGGCAUUGUAGUUAAUGGCAGUUGAUGGGUUCUAACUUUGGACGGAGUUGAGGGAAGGGAAAGUGAUUUCUAGAAAGCCUGUUCCCCUCACUGGACGAAGUAACUCCUUCUUCUUGUAGUAGUCUCAUGACUUUUGAAGUAGUCUGCCACCUAUCUUGUGGGAGCCAUCCAAAUGAGAAACCUAAAAUAAUUGGUUCUUGGCAGAGAUUCAUUAUUUCUCUACUGUGUUCUUUAGGAGAUUUUAGGUGUUGAUUUUCUGUUUUAUUUUAACUCAUACCUUUAAAGGAAUUCCCCAAAGAAUGUUUACAGCAAACUUGGAAUUUGUAACUUUAGCUCUGGGAGAGGAUUUUUUUCUGAGCGAUUAUUAUCUACAGUGUGUUGUGGCUUUAGGGUCACGGCACGCUUGCGUAUGUCUGUUACCAUGUCACUGUGGUCCAAUGCCAAGUGCCCUUAGGGGACUUGAAUCUUUCCAAUAAACCACGUUUGAGAUAGCAUGAGUCAAUGUGCAGUGUAGCCACACUUGAGAGGAUGAAUGUAUGUGCACUGUCACUUUGCUCUGGGUGCAAGUACGUUAUUGUUGACUUAUUUUCUCUGUGUUUGUUCCCACAGCCUCUUUUUCAUAUGUUGCUCAAUCUCCCUUUCCCUUUUUGGUGCUUACACAUCUCAGAACCUUUAGCCAAACCCUUGCCAAUGACAGUAUUUUGGUUCUCAGUUCUCACUGUUGCCUCUGCUCAUGGAGCUUUUGAA